AUGCGUUUGUCGGGGUUGCAGAAGGAGGUGUUGGCUCUGUACAGGACCUGCCUGCGCGAAAGCCGCAAGAAACCAGCUGCAACGCGAUCGCAUUUCGAAGCGUACGCCAGGACCGAGUUCAAUAAGAGUGUCGGUCUUGAUAAACGGGACUUUGGUGCUAUCGAAUUCCUGGUCCGUAAGGGACGGCGUCAAUUGGAAGUCUACUCUGCGCCUGGUAUCAAGGAUAUCCAUUGA
Molecule: messenger RNA, 234 nt
Organism: Anthostomella pinea
Lineage: Eukaryota; Fungi; Ascomycota; Sordariomycetes; Xylariales; Xylariaceae
Source: the annotation of a GenBank genome assembly